UCCCAGGCAGGGGAUGCGUUUUUCCAGGACUGCCCUCGACUGAGCUUUUCCGGCUCCCUCCCAUCUCCGCCGGUCUCCUUCCCCCAGAAACAGCAUCGCCCGUGAACUCGACGGGACCCCCUGCCCCGAAAGAAGCAGCCGCCCAUCUGUGCCUAAUCCCUGGAGCCCGGUCGGUCUGGACUGGGGGAAGGAAAGUUCACGAUUCAGACCCCUCCGUCGCCUCCCCCCCACCAUCCGUCCCUCCAGCGCACGGCGAAGGUGCCACAGCCGCUCUUGUCAAUUGGCCAGGCAGCUGCUUCCGAGACCGAGUUAAAAGGGGGGCGUGGACGCGAGGGGGAAAAAAAGAUCUCGCUGGCAGCCGGAGAGGCUCGCCCACCUACCGGACCAAGGCGGCAGAUCCGUCCUCCGCCGGACGAUGAGAAAAUAACCCCGGCUCGGGUUUAGCAUCUGGAGAGGUUUCUCAAGGAGCGGUGCUAGACGCGGUCGGGCGGGGGAAACAUGGUCCAGCAAAGGAACGUAAGGAACCGGGGAGCAGAAGCCAAGAGGGAGGUGUGUCCGAAAGACCCCUUGCUCCUGAAGGAUGCCAAAGGCGAGCCGGGCUGGUGCAAGACUCCGAGCGGGCACAUCAAACGUCCCAUGAAUGCCUUCAUGGUGUGGUCCCAGAACGAAAGGCGGAAGAUCAUGGACCAGUGGCCGGACAUGCACAACGCGGAGAUCUCCAAGCGUCUGGGCCGGCGUUGGCAGCUCUUACAGGACUCCGAGAAGAUACCUUUUGUCAAGGAGGCGGAGCGGCUGCGCCUGAAGCACAUGGCCGACUACCCCGACUACAAGUACCGUCCCAGGAAGAAAGGGAAGAUGGGAAACCCCAAGUCCCGCCCGAGAGUCCCCGUGAAGAUCAAGCCCUCUGUCCUCGCCCGUGUGUCCACCAGCAGAAGACAACCUGCUAAGCAAGACGCCGAGAGCGGCGGCCAGGCGGGACCGGAGAUGGACGAGGACCCCCUCGAAGCACGACUCUUGGAGACGUCCUUCGACGACAGCCCCAAAACUCCCAGCAAGGAGUUUUGGCACGUGCUCCCAGCAACCGGUGAGAAAGGCGGGUGGGCGGCCAUCUCCGGCGAGCCGAAGGACCCUGAAGCCGCUGCCUUGACCAAACCGUUCUCGGAACAGGCGAGGUCCCCUGAGAUCCCUUCCCCAGCAUCGACCAGGUCCCCGCCUUCCUCCUUUGCCUCUUCGGACGAAGAAUUGGAAGAAGAGCUCUUGAAUUUCUUGCCGAGCCGAGCCCAGCCAAGCCCGCCCUACGGGACUCCGGACUGGUCCAUCUUCGACAAAGACCUUGACCUCUUCCCCUUGGGAGCUGCCUCUCACUUUGAGUUCCCGGAUUAUUGCACCCCGGAGGUGACUGAGAUGAUAGCAGGGGAUUGGCUGAUGUCCAGUAUCUCGGACUUGGUCUUUACGUACUGAGUCCCCCCGCCAGGUAACUCUCUCGCCUCUCCGCAAUCAGGUUGUUAUCAAAAAAGAGAAAAGAAAAAAAAAAGAAACCCAGCUGUUUACAU
Molecule: messenger RNA, 1553 nt
Organism: Heteronotia binoei (common prickly gecko)
Lineage: Eukaryota; Metazoa; Chordata; Lepidosauria; Squamata; Gekkonidae
Gene: SOX12
Product: SRY-box transcription factor 12
Exons: 2
Coding region: 499-1461 (320 amino acids)
Biological process (GO): anatomical structure morphogenesis; negative regulation of transcription by RNA polymerase II; positive regulation of transcription by RNA polymerase II
Molecular function (GO): DNA-binding transcription factor activity, RNA polymerase II-specific; RNA polymerase II cis-regulatory region sequence-specific DNA binding
Source: RefSeq, a predicted model, not a curated record